Trichomycterus rosablanca is the source of this 3192-nucleotide messenger RNA. RefSeq names its product GDNF family receptor alpha 2b (gene gfra2b). NCBI's taxonomy places the organism in Eukaryota, Metazoa, Chordata, Actinopteri, Siluriformes, Trichomycteridae. Gene Ontology annotation, cellular component: signaling receptor complex; external side of plasma membrane. The record is from RefSeq and is a predicted model, not a curated record. Bases 1 to 1689 code for a protein of 562 amino acids. Gene Ontology annotation, molecular function: signaling receptor activity. Gene Ontology annotation, biological process: nervous system development. The transcript is spliced from 10 exons.
AUGCCAAAUUUCGCCUCCUGGGCGCCCAGGCAGGCUGGUAGCACCACAGACACAAACUUGGAAGCUGGGCGUCUCUGCGUUGGCGGGCACAGCUGUGGCGCUCAGGUGGCACAAAGCACCAUCGACCGGCCAGUAGAGGGCGUAACUACAGCAGUCCCCGCUCGAGAGAUGGUGCCCUGGUGUGUUUUACCGCUGCGCCAUCUGAACCCUGAAAAGAAGCGAUUAGCAGUUGAACACUUGGCGGAAAAGGUGACGUCAGUGUUCCGGGUUCUGACGGUGAGGAACGUCUGGUUCUCCUCUCUCCUCACAGAUGAGGUGGUGGUGGGUUUGGAGGACGCCGGGUGGACGGCACCCAUGGACUGUUUACGUGCCAGCGAGAUGUGUAACCACAACGCCCAGUGCAGCUCGCGGUUCCGGAUCAUGCGCCAGUGCCUGGUGGGUCGGGACCGCGGUGCCAUGCUGGAGAAUAAAGAGUGCCAGGUGGCGCUGGAGGUCCUGCAGGAGAGCCCGCUGCACCACUGCCACUGUAAGAGGGGCAUGAAGAAGGAGCUGCAGUGUCUGCAGAGCUACUGGACCAUCCACAUGAGCCUCAACGAGGGAGAGGAGCUGUACGAGACGUCGCCCUACGAGCCCGUCCACUUCUCCGACCAGUUCCGCCUGGCGUCCAUAAUAUCAGCGAUGGACUCGGCCUCCUCUAAAGGCACCGUGUGUCCCGAUGCCACGCCCGACUCGGUGACCUCCUGUAAUCCCUGCCUGGACGCCGCCAAGGCGUGUAACCUGAACGCGGCGUGUAAGCGCCAGCGCUCGGCCUACGUGGCGGCCUGCAGCCGACCGGCGCCCCUCGCUCCCGAACCCUGCGGGCGUAAGCGCUGCCACCGGGCGCUGCGCCAGUUCUUCGAGCGCGUGCAGACGGAGCUGAGCUACCCGCUGCUCUUCUGCUCCUGCAGGGAUAAGGCCUGCGCCGAGCGCCGCCGCCAGACCAUCGUACCCGCCUGCUCCUUCGAGGAAAAGCUCAAACCCAACUGCCUGGAGCUGAGGAGGACCUGCCGCUCAGACCCGCUCUGCAGAUCCAGACUGGCGGAUUUUCACAUGAACUGUCAGACGUCUCGACACUCCAUCACCAGCUGCCCAAACGACAAUUACCACGGCUGCCUCGUCUCCUACGUGGGGCUGAUCGGUUCUGACGUGACGCCGAAUUACCUGGAUGCCAACCAUGCCAACAUCACCAUCUCACCGUGGUGCAGUUGCCGUGGCAGCGGUAACCAGGAAACGGAGUGUGAAGCCUUUCUCCGUGAUUUCAGGGAGAACGCCUGUCUGAGAAACGCCAUCCAGGCGUUCGGUUACGGAGCCGACGGCGGCUUCCUGACGUAUACAGAGUCACACACCGCCGCCCCGCCCGAAAAACUCAACCCUCACUCCACCAUCAUCACCAAACCCGCCAUCGUUACCAACGACGUUAAACCCGUGGAGAGCGUCUGUGUCUUCUCCACCUGCGCUGAUCUCAAGGAGGAGAAGUGCUCCCCCUCCAGCACCUUUGAAUGUGCAGACGAGAACACGCUGGGCUCCAGCAUGGACGGCUCCCUCGACUCCCACCAGUCCGACGACGGCGGACACUCCUCGGCGUAUCUGACCGGCGUCUCCACGGCGACCGUGCUCCUCUCCGCGGCGCUGGCGGUCCAGGUCGUGUAAACAAGCGCGGACCAUCGGACGAACAUCGAGUCCCGACGUCGAUCUUCAUUAAUGUCCGUCUCACACUCCAUCGUUAACGAUUCACACCACGACGAGGGAGUUACAAGUCAAGCUUGAUCGGCUGCGGAUAAACCGCUGACCGGAGGAAUUUCGAGAGAACCGGGACCGACCGGUCGAGGGCAGAAGGACAUCAGGACGCUUUUCUUCGGUUUAUGUAAAUCACAGAGACGACGUUGUUGUUUAUAAUAAAGAACUCACAGCGACGUUCACCAGAAAAUGUUCCGUUCACAUCCAGUCGAGACUGAAUUCUGAGUCCAGUGCUGUUUUCCAUCCAUCAAACACAAUAAUAAUAAUAAUAAUAAUAAUAAUGAAUCUUCUUGGUGGUGCAGUUCAGCUUCACUGUAGGACCAAAAGUAUGUGGACGCCUGAUUCUGAGCUUGUCCGACUUCACAUUUUAUAAAUAAUAGGCAAUAAUAAACCGUAAAGUCGCCCCAGUUCCCAACCUUGCCCAACUAUUCUGGUAGAGCAGCUGUAGCCUGGCGGUUAAGGUACUGGACUAGUAAUCAGAAGGUUGCCGGUUCAAGCCCCACCACUACCAGGUUGCCACUGUUGGGCCCUUGAGCGAGGCCCUUAACCCUCAAUUGCUUGGACAGUAUACUGUCACAGUACUGUAAGUCACUUUGGAUAAAAGUCAAUUUAGCACAGGAGUGUGCAUGAGUAUGUGCAGGUCAGCUUUGUGCAUGUGCACUCAUGCUGGAACAGGAAAGGACCUUCCCUAAACUGUUGACAAAACCUGAAGCACAUGAGUGUGUGGCUCAGUAGUUAGGGUACUGGAAUAGUAAUCAGAGGGUUGCCGGUUCAAGCCCCACCACAGUCACUGCUGGGCUUAAAUUGCUAGAAUUGUGAGUUGCUUUUAUCCAAAAUGACUUACUGAGUACUGAGACAGUAUACAGUCUAAGGGCCUUGAUCAAGGGCCCAACAGUGGCAACCUGGCUGUAAUGGGGCCUGAACCAGCGACCUUUCGAUUGCUAGUCCACCCACAGUGGAGAAUUAAAAAUAUGAAAUAAAUUGGAUCCCCAACAGGCGGCACUAUGAUCUAUCAAGCUUUCACACUACUGCUCAUCCGGUGGUUCGGUGGAGUCCCUGCGCCGGGCGGUUCUGACAGCGUUCGAGGCGAGUGGUCCUAAUGUUCUGGCUCAUCUGUGUUUGUAUAUUUGUGUACGACAGUAAAGACUUUUAUAAAUAAACUGAGCUGAGAAACUCUGAGCCAGAAAAUGUUAAUAAUAAUUAAAUCAAUUCAUUUUAACAGGCACAUGAACACAUAAAUGCCCCCUUGUGGAGGCUUUACCUUACAUCGUGUAAACCACAGUGGGACCAGAUUGUCUCCAAGUUCAUUAAUUAAACAUAUUUUGUUUCGUGUUUUGUUUUGAUGCACCGUUUGUGUUUCCUGGGUCGAAGUUAAAAUCAUAAAUAAAAUGUGGGUCAAAAAAAAGGUGUGAAAAU